GGACAGAGUCUCUGGCGCACACGCCUCCUACCCAAAUCACAGCCCCAUGCAGCCCGGGCUCUCAUUCACAGCUUUCUAGAGAAAUCUGAGCUCCAACUGCCAGGAUAGGCGAUCUCACCCACCCAGUUCAGCCGCGAGGACACCUGCGGAAACACAUUCUCAAAGCAAGCCUGGGCGGCGGUGUGAAGUAAGCAAUGGCCUCGGUUUUCCUUCUCUUUUGGAUGUCUACCAGCACGUAGGGCCUGAAUGUCCUGCUGUUUUCCAAGAGCAGAAGGAAGACUCUGCAACUGUCUGUUUUGGGGGCAGUCUUGUAGGAGAACCGUUGAAUGGGCCACGGAUUCAGCACCCUUUCAUGUGAAUGGGACCAGUUUCUGUUCCUCCCAAACCUCAGAGCUUAAGCACUUGGGAAGGAGACUGGGUCAAGAUGACGCAUUUGCAGGCUGGGCUUAGCGCAGACACUAUAGAGAAAGCCCGCUUGGAACUGAAUGAGAACCCCGACGUUUUACAUCAGGACAUUCAGCAGGUCAGAGACAUGAUCAUCACCAGGCCGGACAUUGGGUUUUUACGUACAGAUGAUGCCUUCAUCCUGCGAUUUCUCCGAGCCAGGAAGUUUCACCAAGCCGAUGCCUUCAGACUCCUGGCCCAGUACUUUCAGUACCGCCAGCUAAACCUGGACAUGUUCAAAAACUUCAAGGCAGACGAUCCCGGGAUUAAGAGGGCUUUGAUCGACGGGUUCCCUGGAGUGCUGGAAAAUCGAGACCACUACGGCAGGAAGAUUCUGCUGCUGUUUGCUGCCAAUUGGGAUCAGAGUAGAAACUCCUUCACAGACAUCCUCCGUGCCAUUCUUCUGUCCUUGGAAGUGCUCAUUGAAGAUCCUGAGCUUCAGAUAAAUGGUUUCAUCUUAAUUAUAGACUGGAGUAAUUUUUCCUUCAAACAAGCCUCCAAACUGACACCUUCUAUCCUUAAACUGGCCAUCGAAGGGCUGCAGGACAGCUUUCCUGCCCGCUUUGGAGGAGUCCAUUUUGUCAACCAGCCCUGGUACAUCCAUGCCCUGUACACGCUCAUCAAGCCAUUCCUUAAAGACAAGACAAGGAAACGGAUUUUCUUACAUGGAAACAAUUUAAACAGCCUUCACCAGCUAAUCCACCCUGAGUUUCUGCCGUCUGAAUUUGGAGGAACCCUUCCCCCUUAUGACAUGGGGACGUGGGCCCGGACGUUACUUGGUCCUGACUACAGCGAUGAAAAUGACUAUACCCACACCUCCUAUAAUGCCAUGCAUGUGAAACACACCUGCUCCAACCUGGAGAGAGAAUGUUCACCCAAGCCCAUGAAAAGAUCUCAGUCUGUGGUAGAAGCUGGGACCUUGAAACAUGAAGAGAAGGGAGAGAAUGAGAACACUCAGCCCUUGCUGGCUCUGGACUGAGCCAACAUCACGUGACGUCCCCAUGGCGCACAAGCCUUCACGGGAGCAGCCUCCCGGGAAGCCUGUGCAGCUGACCUGCAGCCACCUGUGCUCUGCUCUGCUCGCCAGAAGCUCCUCCACUCCACCCCAGCCGUGACUGGCAGCAGCCAUCGGCCUGAGCGGCCCACACCGGACAAAGAUUUGAGAGACACUUUUAGAAUUCAAUUUAACUAAUUAAUUUAUGUUUUACUGUGAGGGGUUGGGGAAAUGAAGACAGGCAUUGUGUAGAAAGGAUUCUCCCUCCCCUCAUAUUUAUGGCAGCAGAUGUACUUAGAAAAGGGAAAAAUACUAAAUUUGCUGCAUAUACAUUAGGACAAGAAUUGCUCUAAGGAUUUCACACAGGAACCCUCUCCAGGUUUUGAAAAUUAAGAUGAACUUCAUUUCCAAAUAAAUACAACAGAGUGAAACUGUGCAGACACACUGUCAAGUUUAAUGUAGUGCAGAACCCCAAGACAAUAGUAGCUACAAUAAUUUUCAGUUUUAUUGACUUGUUUUCUGACCUCAUCACCAGCAUCUAAGUUUUCAGCCUAAGAGUGUGAUCUCACAGGUCUGGCUAUUUGCGGUUUUUAAUUUAAAUAUCCUGCAAGAAUGAUUUUGACAUCGCCUUGUUUGUGAGGCCACAUGAACUGGAUAUUAAGAAUGUGCAGGCAGUUUAAAAAAACGGCUGCUUCAUCUUAGCAAAGUGAUUCCCUGUAGGCAUCUGGAGGAAUGUCUACA
Messenger RNA from Meriones unguiculatus (Mongolian gerbil), 2179 nucleotides. RefSeq names its product clavesin 1 (gene Clvs1). Gene Ontology annotation, molecular function: phosphatidylinositol bisphosphate binding. The coding region runs from base 359 to 1423 and encodes 354 amino acids. NCBI's taxonomy places the organism in Eukaryota, Metazoa, Chordata, Mammalia, Rodentia, Muridae. Gene Ontology annotation, cellular component: membrane. The record is from RefSeq and is a predicted model, not a curated record. The transcript has 6 exons.